AUGAGUCUCGGCCCCCAAUGCUGGCGCUGCCGCAAACGCCGCCUGCGCUGCAACUCCUCCCUCCCCUCCUGCCGCAAAUGCGCCCUCGCGUCCGUCUCCUGCCCCGGCUACGCCCCGACCCGGCCCAUCGCCUGGCGCAACCCGCUCCUCCUCACGUCCCACGGCAUCGUGCGCGUGCGCGAGAACGGCGCGCACGAGAAGGCAGGCCUCGGGCGCGCGAGCGUGAUGGGCAUCGUGUGCCGCGCGCCGCGGAGCGUGCGGUCCGAGGUGGAGUUGCGCAUUGCGGCGGAUGCGAUUGAGUAUUAUAAUCUGCAUGUGGCACCGGACUUGGUGCCGUACGCGACGGAGCGGAGUCCGUACCAGAUCUCGCCGAGUGAGAUUGGGGAGUUGGCGGAGUACGUGCGCAAAUCGUACAUUUCGAUAGCGGCGCUGCAUCGGUUCGUCAGCGGGGAGCCGGCGGGUGUGGCUCGGCCCCAUCGCCCGACGGAUGGGACUGUUAUUUCAGAGCUCAUGGCCGCGGGAGAUUUCAGGAGUGUGCACUUUGCGUCGCAAGCAGCCGCGAUCAGGGCGCUUAGCGAGGAGCUCGGGAAGCACCAGUCCGACCAGAACGGCGCCGGGGCGGGGCCGGAGAUUUUGCUUGGCAUCAUGUUCUUGUUCCUCAAGUACUUUUUCACUGUCGUCUUGCUGACCUGCAAACAGAUCCAGUACUCGGCAUACGCGCCGUGGCAGGCUCACAUCCACGGAGCAUGGAGCUUGAUAGCCGUCCAGGGCGGCAUGGAAGUAUUAGCUAAGGCGAGUACGGAUCUCUGCCGCGUCCUGCAACAAGUCGCCGUCGUGGACAUAUUCGGCAUGUCGACGAACUGCCUGACGGAGGCUUCAGCUAAGGUAGUUCUCUCGCGGUACGCAGCGUACGCGAUGAUAUUUGACGAGAGCACGGUUGAUAUGGCCAACCCGUGGACGCUCAUGCCGAAUGGGCUGGCCAGGACCAUCAACCAGAUCAACAUGCUGCGCGCAGAGAACCUUCUUCUCCCGUCGGCGGAAUCACGCACGCAAGGCCUGUUGACAGUACUGGAGUUCCUCGACGCUGCGUCGCCCGAUGCCUGGGCUGCUGAAGUCGCGACCAAUGCCACCGUCUGGCUGGCGCCCGGCAGGUUGAGUGAAGACGACGACACGAGGACAGCGUGGAAAGCUCUGAUGACUGCUUUCUUGAACGCCACGGUUUUGUAUGCCAUCAAUAGCCUGGCGGGUCUGGGCGAGACGUCUCUGAGAGCUUUCGCAUCCUCUCCAGACCUAAUGUCAUCCCUUGUCUCUAGAGAGUCGGCAGCUUAUGAAGCGCUGAUAUGCUCAAUCCGCAUCCUAUUCGACCAAAGAGCCCAACGGCGGCAAACUCAAGACCUCAAAUCGGAUCCUCCCGCAACCAGCGCCGGUUUGCUACACAAAUUCGUCAUUUGGCCGAUGGUGGUCGGCGGCAUCCAAGCCGCGCUCGUCCGUCGCGACGACGAAGCCGCGGGGUACCUGUGCUCGGGAAUGCAGUCCAUCGGCGAAGAGCUGGGCACGGUCAGCAUGAUAGACGGUGCCCGUCUCGUGGAGAAGCUGAGCCAAGCGCAUAGAAACGGCCGUGAGCUGACAUCGUGGGACGGCCUCUUCGACGGGGCACCCCUGUUCUUGAUGUGA
Colletotrichum gloeosporioides is the source of this 1674-nucleotide messenger RNA. RefSeq lists its product as uncharacterized. The coding region runs from base 1 to 1674 and encodes 557 amino acids. The record is from RefSeq and is a predicted model, not a curated record. The transcript is spliced from 4 exons. Lineage: Eukaryota; Fungi; Ascomycota; Sordariomycetes; Glomerellales; Glomerellaceae. Gene Ontology annotation, molecular function: DNA-binding transcription factor activity, RNA polymerase II-specific; zinc ion binding. Gene Ontology annotation, biological process: regulation of DNA-templated transcription.